CUCCUUGUGCACUGUUCGAUUCCGUCCCACAAAAGUCUCUCGCCUCCCUCAAUCCCCUUCGCCCCGCGUCGCCGAAACCCCCGCCUCCUCCGACGGCCCCCUCCUCUGCCCGUUCCUCACGCCCUUGAAGCGCCGGCCUGAUGCGAUUCCGUCCCUCGCUGUAAUCAAGUCCUAGCCCGCUUCGAUUAUCGGCUCUCCGUGGGCAAUCGAGAAUUCCGCCGGCUAUUUCUUCUCCAAUAACCUACCCAAGGUAUCGUUUCCAGGAGCCCUGCCCCCAUAGUAGCCAAGAGGCCGGCGUCGGGGGCCGAUUUGCUGCUACUUUUGAGGAGUUGGUACCCUGUCGGUGGCCCGUUGGCUGCAGGGUCUUGGUUCGUGGAGUUCUUUUCAGGGCUUUUCUUGGGGGGGUCAUGGGAGCUUUCUGCUCGUGUUUGCAAGCCGAUUACUCCGACCACCAUGGCAACCAGACUUCUGGUGCGUUUAGGAACUGCAUGUGCCUCAGGUGUUUUACCCAGCAGCUGAUCAACGCUUACACUGUUUUAUUCCGAGUUGGAACGGUCCACUCUGUUUCUCAAGCUAUAGAAGCCACCCCGCUUGAUUCAUCUGAAAGUUCAUUCGAUACAUAUCGUUCACCUCCAAGACCACUGCCAUAUGAUGAUCCUAGAUUCUCCCCUCCUCUGCGCGACUGGUUUGCAUCAAGGCAUGAUCCUUCAAGCCAUUCACCAGAGGAAUCAGAACCACUCAGACCAAAUUAUGAUGAGGAAAUGGAAACGAUGAGUUCAGUCGACAAGCCAAGUAAAACAAACUAUGACACAAAAAUGAAAAGAAGCAGCUCUGCUUAUGGAGAUAAGUUGUCCCGAAAGGAAUCUGGAAAUUAUUUCACCUACUUUUCUCCAUCUACUGAAGAUGAAGAUGUCUGCCCAACAUGUCUUGAAGAUUAUACUUCGGAGAAUCCUAGGAUAGUAAUGCAGUGCUCACAUCACUUCCACCUUGGCUGUAUCUAUGAGUGGAUGGAAAGAAGUGAGGCAUGCCCUGUUUGUGGAAAGAAAAUGGAGUUCAACGAGACGACUUAGACCUCAGACUGGAGCAAGUUUAACAUCUCAUAUGGGAACCUGAAAAUAUAGGUACCUAGUCCUGCAAAUACUCUGUAAAUACACCUUUGUAAGUAUUGAAUCAGCAGGGUGCUAUAUUUAGUAUACUGGAAUUCUUGAUAUGUUGGAACGGUGCAUAUAAACAUUUCUUUCUUUUAUUUUUCUUCCAAAUGGCCGGCAGGGGAAACUUGUUCCCCUUGGUUUGUGCCUCAGCGCUGUUGCGAAUGUUUUGAUUCUCAAGUGAUAGUCACUGGGAGGCUGUAAGUUGAUGAUAUUUGUUAAUAUAAUAAUCAUAUGAAUCCCAUGGUUCUCUAGAAA
Molecule: messenger RNA, 1406 nt
Organism: Triticum dicoccoides
Lineage: Eukaryota; Viridiplantae; Streptophyta; Magnoliopsida; Poales; Poaceae
Product: E3 ubiquitin-protein ligase At3g02290-like
Exons: 5
Coding region: 408-1070 (220 amino acids)
Molecular function (GO): ubiquitin-protein transferase activity
Source: RefSeq, a predicted model, not a curated record